Mizuhopecten yessoensis (Yesso scallop) is the source of this 888-nucleotide messenger RNA. RefSeq names its product sulfotransferase 1C2-like. Gene Ontology annotation, molecular function: sulfotransferase activity. The record is from RefSeq and is a predicted model, not a curated record. The transcript is spliced from 5 exons. The coding region runs from base 1 to 888 and encodes 295 amino acids. Gene Ontology annotation, biological process: sulfation. Gene Ontology annotation, cellular component: cytoplasm. Lineage: Eukaryota; Metazoa; Mollusca; Bivalvia; Pectinida; Pectinidae.
AUGGAUGUUUCGACUGUGGUCGAUGACAGUGGAAAUGCCAUAUCUUUCAAACAAUAUAAGGGAAGGAGAUUUCACCCUUCAAUGGUUGGUAAUAUUGCCGACACCCUUGCCAAUAUAUCUUCAUUACGCGUUUUAAAAGACGACGUUCUGCUGUGUUCAUAUCCGAAAUCAGGUAUACACUGGGUACAUAGUAUGGUCCAGAUGUUGCGAGGCAAAUCUCUCGAGUACCAUGGAUCACCUUGUAUGGUCGAGUUCGACAAUUUGACAUCAGUUAACUCGAACAGAACGUACGGAACCCACUUGACCUACCCAUUCAUCCCAGAAGAAGCAAAAAAGGGCAACGUCAAAGUGAUACAUGUGUUGAGAAAUCCUAAGGAUGUGUUAUGUUCUUUUUACGAGUACCAGAGAAAACUUGACAAUGGCCUAUAUAAAGGAGAUUUCAACGGAAUGCUGAACUGCUUCUUGUCAGAUGGAGUACCCACAUGUGGUGCUUCAUGGUUCACCCAUGUAAAGGAAUGGGAAAUGGCCAAAAAGAUGAAUCCUCGUCUGAAUUGUCUGAGUCUACGGUACGAGGAUUUAAAACGGGAUCUAUUUUCAAAUAUUGUUAAAUUGGCAAUGUUCCUAGACGUCGACCACGAUGAGAAAUUUCUAAGGCAGGUAGAACAUGCUUUGUCCAUUGACAACCUGAGAAGAGAACAUAAUACACCAAAAGGAGGGACCAAAAAAUAUUCAACUUGGAUCAAGGAUGGGAGGCUUCCAAUUUAUCGAAAAGGAAUCGUCGGAGAUUGGAAAGAAACACUGACGGUUAAGCAGAACGAGACUUUUGAUGCUGUAUUUAAGGAGAAGAUGGCUGACAUGUCUAUUGAUCUCGAUUUCGACUUUGAGUAA